This is a messenger RNA of Eurytemora carolleeae, 441 nucleotides long. Its product is annotated as repetitive proline-rich cell wall protein 1-like. The transcript has a single exon. The coding region runs from base 1 to 441 and encodes 146 amino acids. The record is from RefSeq and is a predicted model, not a curated record. NCBI's taxonomy places the organism in Eukaryota, Metazoa, Arthropoda, Copepoda, Calanoida, Temoridae.
AUGUUCUCUAGUUUACUAUAUACAACACCGACCUAUAGACGUGAUAUGUUCUCCAGUUUACCAUAUACAACCCCGACCUAUAGACGUGAUAUGUUCUCCAGUUUACCAUAUACAACCCCGACCUAUAGACGUGAUAUGUUCUCCAGUUUACUAUAUACAACCCCGGUCUAUAGACGUGAUAUGUUCUCCAGUUUACUAUAUACAACACCGACCUAUAGACGUGAUAUGUUCUCCAGUUUACCAUAUACAACCCCGACCUAUAGACGUGAUAUGUUCUCUAGUUUACUGUAUACAACCCUGACCUAUAGACGUGAUAUGUUCUCCAGUUUACUAUAUACAACCCCGACCUAUAGACGUGAUAUGUUCUCCAGUUUACUAUACACAACACCGACCUAUAGACGUGAUAUGUUCUCCAGUUUACUAUAUACAAUCCCGACCUAA